Molecule: messenger RNA, 4668 nt
Organism: Populus trichocarpa (black cottonwood)
Lineage: Eukaryota; Viridiplantae; Streptophyta; Magnoliopsida; Malpighiales; Salicaceae
Product: mitochondrial import inner membrane translocase subunit TIM22-4
Exons: 4
Coding region: 291-755 (154 amino acids)
Biological process (GO): protein insertion into mitochondrial inner membrane
Cellular component (GO): TIM22 mitochondrial import inner membrane insertion complex
Molecular function (GO): transmembrane protein transporter activity
Source: RefSeq, a predicted model, not a curated record
ACAGAAAUAUUCCAAUCGAAAGUCAUUUUGCUAAAGCACGCCUGACGGUGAGUUACAACCUCACACAAGGUAUACACCUAAGCAAUUUCUUGCAGCCAACGAAUAAACCUCGGAACUUUCCUCUUCCUGUGGCUUCCCUAAAACCUCAGCUGAACCCAACACCGUUCAUUAAAUGGCCGCUAAGCCCCAAACCCAUUUUAACCUCCAUGAUAUAUAAAUUUUAAUUAUUUUUUAGCCUUUAAUUUUUUUUUUUCACUUUGGUGGGUUCUUGUUUGUAUGAUUUUUUAUCCAUGGCUAGCAAUGAGAAUCCAGGAAGUGAAUCCAAUAAUAAUGGCGGUGCUGCUUCUUCUUCUUCGACUUCAAAAGAUGGAGAAACACCCACGCAAAUUCAACCUUUUAGAAUGCCUACAAUAGAAGAGGUUCGUGCCCAAGACGUUUGGAAUAACUGUGCUGUUCGCAGUGUUGCUAGUGGAGUCAUGGGAGGUGGGCUGGGGUUGUUCAUGGGACUGUUUCUAGGUGCAUUGGAUAAUCCUAUCAUGCAAGAUGAGAUGACAGGAAGGCAGCAAUUUAUUUAUACUGCGAAGCAAAUGGGACGGAGGAGUUGGAGUUCUUGUAAAACAUUUGCAAUUAUGGGCUUGGUUUUCUCAGCUGCUGAGUGUGUCACUGAGAAGGCCCGGGCAAAACAUGACACCACUAAUACGGUUGUUGCUGGGUGUGUCACUGGAGGUACAAUGUCAGCAAAAGGGUGGAAAUGAAGGAGAGUGGAUGGGGUGUAUACUGUUGAGGGAGGGAAGAGGUGCUCACCUUGUUUGGUAGGAUAGAUGCAUUCUUGAGAAAGGAACAGAAGAAUACCUUCCUUCCAUCAAUCUUCAGUUUUCCAAUCCUUCCAAAUUGGAAAUAUUGAAAAAGAGACACGAGUGAGAUGAAAUUUUUUCCUGAUUUUACAUCAUUUGGAUCUUUUUGAUUACCUUUUUCCCGCAUUUAAACUACUAGAAGGAUGGAUUCGUUUUCAUUCUUCACCUAUCCAAUGUUUCCUUAUGCACCGUAUUGUCCCUAUACUCCCGACUAAGUAGUGUUUUAAUAUGGCGGUAGAAGGGCAUAACCUCAUGAUGCGGACAACAAAAGAAGCAAGAUUGGUGACUUUUUAUAGACAAGGGUAUCUCUGUAAUUUCUCUAUUUGCUGGAAAUUCUGGGAAAACUUCGAUGAUGCACGAAAAAAGAAUAAGAUUUAUGUGGUCUAUUUCAACUAUAGAAUACAAGGGUGUUUUAGUAAUUUUCAGAUGUGGAAAAUCUGAAAAUUAUAGUUAUUUAUAUCUAUUCAUUGUUUCAAAAUAUGUUCCAAAUAUCUAAGAAAACAAGAAAUUAAAAAAAUAUGUUUUUGAUGCAUUUCAUCUAUUCACACGUCCUUUUUGUAAUUCUCAAUUAUUCUCUCUUGUUGAUGUCUUAUAAAAAAAAAUCAAAUUCAAAGAAAUAUGUUUUUGACGCGUUCGUGUUCAUUUCGUAUUUCUUGAUUACUUUUCUUAUCAAAUUAACAUUAAUGUUGUUUUUUUUUAAAAAAAAACUAAAAUGAGAAAAAAAAAAAUAGGGAGCAAAAUAGACAAGGGACUAAAGUGCAAAAAAAAUAAGGCAUCAAGAUAUAAUGGAGUUGCUUGGGGGACCAAGUAAUUAAAAAAGCUAUAAAACAAGAGAAAUGAGAGACCAAAACAAAAUAAAUUGGGUUAUGUGCAUUUUCCGUGUCGUGUCAAAAAAAGGUUUUUGACAGCCUUUCCCAUCUCCCUCUUCAUCAUUUUCCAGCACCACUUCCUCCAUUUUCCAGCCCUGAAACCAGCCUCCAAACCUCACCAUACAACCUAAAAAACUAUAGCUGUAACCCCCACGUAACAGCCUUGAAAACUCCAUCCAAAUCAUUGCUUGGUUUCUGGAUUAUAAUUGGAGCUACACUCCUCGAUUUUAGAUGUUUUUUGGCUUGAUGGAAAGAUAAGACAUAGGCCUAAACUCUUAUGAUGAGUUUAAGACUCAAUCCUGCUGUUUUGAUGCUCAAAACAUGGACGAAACAGAAAAGUCAGAAUCUGUCAAGAAGUUCAUUUCAGCUUAGACUUUGUUUGGGUUUUUGGCCUCUAUCUAGAGUUAUAGAUGUCAGGAAAAAGCAAACUUAGAUGUGUUGAAAAGCUUAGAAGAAGAUCUAAAACUUUUGUGAGGUGUACAACUCCAAAUUGUGUAGUUUCGAUACUCUAAAUCCAGCGGAAUAUUGUGGAAGAAACAACAAUAGUACUACGUAGCAACAACAACAACAUCAACAACAACAACACUAUCUAGCACCACCCCUGACUAUUCUAGCAGCUUUUCAAACCUCAUCCCAUUCCUUGAAGAUCAAUUUCAAAUUCCAAAGAUCUUUUGAAUGACUAUUUUGAUUUAUGUUGAUUUUGAUAUGUAUCAAUGAGGUUUUUAAUUGAAUAAUUUUCACUAUCGGGUUGAUAUUUUUGUUUGCAUUUCAGUCAAAUCCUUGAAGUUGUGUCUUGCUAGUUUAUGUGUAUUGGUCAUAUCAUAGUCAUCUCAAACAUUCUAGUAUCAUUUUCUUUAUGUGUGAGAAGCAUAUUCACAUUGUUAUUCGAUUCAAAUAACAUAAUUUUUUUUUCUUAUUCAUGCAUGUAUAUUCAUAUCCGAUGAGUUUUGUAUCUUGGUUACAAAAUUCAUUAAAGGUUUCAGCCUACAUUAAAAGGCUGACAUUCCAAUAUUUUCAUAAAUACUUCUUUUCCAAAAUCAUUUGUUUAAUCUUCAAUAAAAAAAUUCAAUGUUAUUCACCUAUAAUGUUUUAGGCAAAUGAACUUAUAAUAAGUCAUACUUUGAAUGUUGAUUGGGAGUAGCACCUUCAACUUAUAAUUUAAUUUUCAAAAAUAAAAAUCUUUUUUUAAAAUGCAUUAAAAUUUUUAGAUCAGUCAUCCAUCAACGAUUCCUAAUAUAAUGAACUCUUAAAGGUUGUUACUCUCAGGUGUCAAUUGGAGAUGACAAGGUGAUUCAUUAAUGUGUGAUGUGAAUAUCUUGAUUUUGAAUAAAUUGUCUACUUGUUGUGGUUGUACAUACACGAGUCAUAACACAGAUGUAUGCUGACAUUGAUGAGGGGCAACCAAUAAAAAACUGAAAAUAACACAUCGCAUGAAAAAUAAACCCCAAAAGGGUUAUUGUCAAAACAAUUUAGUCCACAAGGGAUCUUCUUAUUAGUAGAUCCUAUUCCAAAUAAAUAUACCCAUGAUAGUCAUUGCUUAGGUAGAACUGAGGCGUACAAUCUUUCAUUCAUUUAACAAAUAUUGCGAAUGAAUCUUAACAAAGCAUUAUCCAUGGAUCAUUUUUAAGAUUUGGGUUGGGUUCUAUGAGUCUAACAUAAGCCCAUUGGUUAUUAUUCAUUGGCACAAAUUGAUAGACUAUUGGUCAUAGGUCAUGAUUAAAAGUCACCAACUGUAGACAUGUCAAUUCACCAAGUAUUAUUAAAAUAUUAUAAAUGAGAAUGACAAAGAUGUAUCGGGCUUGUGAAUGAUUAGGCUUAAACCAACCACUCAAGGUUUAACUCAUUACAAUAGAUUCACUAUCACCUAUAUAUAUAUAUAUACACACCACUAGUAGAUUAGGCAUGACAAACUGUUAGGAAUAAAAAACAAGAGUAACAAUGCAACUUAUCUUAGGUGGAAUGUUUUAGGAUGAUAGCAUCUUCCCUAUAGCAUAUCUAAUCCUUUACCUUAAAACUUUGUAAACUAGUUGAGGUUUUCUAUAAUCAUAAUACUAGGCGAUACUUUUUUUUUAACAUAAAAUCUUUUCCCCCUCUAUAACAAAAAAUCCUUCCUCAUCCUUGAGAAAGAAGGUCAUGGUUGCCGCAAUAUUGGGUGCGGAAAGUGUUUUAUUUUAUUAGUCCUAAAGUUAUUAGGUUUUCCUACUCUAAAGAGGAAUACUUAUGUUAGGGGCUUAGCAAUCCAUGUCCUUGAUGGAACUGGCUGCUCUCUUUCAAUAAGCAGCAAUUUUGCUUUGAUUGCGGGACUGAAUCAGAACCUUAGGCGUGACUCUUAAGAACCUUAGGUGCAACUCCUAGCAUCUAUCAAAAUCCUUCUUCAUAUUCCAUCACAAAUCAACAUUAGUACAGUUUUAACAGCCCUAAAACAGCAUUUAAAAGUCAGAUUUGGAACAUCCCCUAGGCUGUCCUGCAUCACCUCACUGUCUUUUUUUGUUGUUACAUGGUUAAUGAAAGGAGCUGCUUCGCCUUUUGCUGUUCCUGCUAGGAGCUUUCCUCUUUUAUUCAUUGAUUUCGAACUUCUGUUAAUUUGUUAUGUUUUGAUGGCUUCAGUUAAUUACCCAUGCAAGAGCCUGGUUGUUUUGGUCUUUGUUAGUCUCUUAGAGUGUGAACGGACUAAUUAGAGUGGCCAUACAGUUUUAAUUUCAUCAUCAAUUAUUAUCAUAGUUUUGGUUUAUUUUGAGUCAUGCGUAUUAAUCAACUUAAUCCUGGCAGUGUGACUACCUGCUGAUAACAAACAUAUUUUAGGUUCAGAAUUACAUGUUAGAACCUUUCAAUCAUCUGCUUUUCAUUCUCUUCAACUAUUUUAUGAUAUCCAGUGCCAGUUCCUUUUAGUUUUCUGAGAUGGAGUUGGAAUAUCAAUAUAUAAAAGCUUCUCUGUUUUGGCAUCA